UUCAUUUUCACUAGGAUGGAGAAGAUGGAGCUGGCGGCAACGCCGGAAGGCAUUACGUGGCAGGACCGCGAGAUUCGAUUUGACAUUGCCGCUUCUUCGAUGGAACUGCGCAAGGGAGAGGUCGCCAUUGACUCGAUCAAUUCAGUGGAAGACACCAAAGGCAACAACGGGGACCGCGGGUCGCUUGAGAUCACCAACCUGCGGCUGCUCUGGGCAUCGCAUCGGUCUACCCGUACGAACUUGAGCAUCGGGUACAAUUGUGUGCAGUCGGUCAAGAUCCGCACGGCCACGUCAAAGCUGCGAGGGUCCACCCAAGCGCUGUACAUCAUGACCAAGUAUUCCAACUCGCGCUUCGAGUUCAUCUUCACGUCGUUGGUCAAGGCCAGUCCCCGGCUGUUCACGACAGUCCAAGCAGUCUUUAGAUCCUACGAAACCACGAAGCUGUACCGCGACCUCAAGUUACGCGGUGCCAUCAUCCAGGACAAAGAGCUGCGUCUGCUGCCGCACGAGCAAGUGUACACCAAAGUUCCGGGGGUGUGGAACCUUAGCUCGGACCAGGGGAACCUCGGCACGUUCUUCGUGACCAACGUUCGCGUGGUGUGGCACGCCAACCUGGCCGAGAACUUCAACGUGAGCAUGCCGUACAUGCAGAUCAAGAGCGCGCGCAUUCGCAACUCCAAGUUCGGCCCCGCGCUCGUGAUUGAGACGUCCGUGUCGAGCGGCGGCUACGUGCUUGGGUUCCGCGUGGACCCCGAAGGAAAGCUCACCGAGUUGUUCAAAGAGAUCAAGAGCUUGCACACGGUGUUCUCGGUCAACCCGAUCUACGGCGUCGAGUACUCGAUGGAAGAAAAGCCCGCGUCCAUCGAGUUCCUCAAGCAGCCGCGCAAGAUUGACGACAUCGAGAUCGUUGAGGACCAGUCCAGCUCCAUUGACGCGUUCGCCGCCUACUACGCCGUGGCCAACAAGAACCAAGACCGAGCCCCAACCUACUGCAAAGACAUUGGCUUGGCCAUUGAAGGCCUUCCGGACGGGAUUUCCCUCGCGGACCUGUGGUGUGUAACCUAGCUACUGCGUCUACGUAGGCCGCCGCUUUGCCUUGUGCAUAUCAAGACAGUGUUGAAAUGCAUGGCGUGUGUAUAAGACAGUUAUGGACUCGCAUUGUUUUGCAACGGGACGUAAGUGGUGUUUCGGCGACGCAUCUUUCGAUACACGACGACGAGGAUCGCGACCCCCACGGCGGUUGCCGCGACCGUGGAGCCCAUCGUGAACGAACUCAGCGACGACGCGGCGAACUUUUUAGAAGUGGUCGUGCCUGGAGGAGGUGUCGGUUGGGUUGGCGUGACGGUUGGUUUCGUGGUGGAUUCCCUCGGAGCUUUCGAGUUGAUGGGUGUCGCCGUUGUGGCUGGAACGGCAGUAGGUGGAGAUGUGAUCGUGCCUUCGGAUGCGGUUGGGAUGGGGUGAGCCACAAAGGAUGUUGUCGUGGGCUGUGGGGUGGUGAUGAUGUUGGUGACAGCAACAGUGGUUACGUUGGCGGUGUUCUUGGUAGAGUUGAAUGAGAUCGUGGGUGUGCUAGUGGGUGGUGAUGUGAUCACGUCGUCUGGCGCUGUCGUGGGCGGUGGGGUGGUGAUAAUGUUGGUGACUGCAAUUGUUGUCGUAUUCUUGGUCGAGUUGAACGAGGUAAUGGUGGUGCUAGCGGAUGAAGGCACGUAGCAAGUUCGUACACCGGCGUCCUCGGGCUCCAACGCGUUGUCAGGUAGAAGCUCCACACAUGUGGCGUCGCCAUAGUGCUCGAACGUCAACCGAUUGCAGUCGGCUUUCCUGAACACGUUGGGCUGACCUGUCACGGGCACACAUGCGCCGUUGAGCACGGUCUCCACUUCCCAUGGUCCGUGGAGGAUCUGCAUGUACGUGGCAUUGGGGUACCACACGUCCACGCUAGACGUGUUGGCGGAGCUCGUCGAGGUACACGUGGUGGUGACCGCGACGGCCGUCGUGUUGUCGCGCUUGUGGUACACGAGGGGACCGACGCAUGGCGAGGUCGUGGCCAUGGCUCGGCAAAGCGGAAGACGAGAAUGUCACCUCCCGUCAUGGAUAGUCUCUUG
This is a messenger RNA of Aphanomyces astaci, 2102 nucleotides long. RefSeq lists its product as hypothetical. NCBI's taxonomy places the organism in Eukaryota, Oomycota, Saprolegniomycetes, Saprolegniales, Verrucalvaceae. The transcript is spliced from 3 exons. Gene Ontology annotation, cellular component: ciliary basal body; BBSome. The record is from RefSeq and is a predicted model, not a curated record. Gene Ontology annotation, molecular function: phosphatidylinositol-3-phosphate binding. Gene Ontology annotation, biological process: cilium assembly; intracellular transport. The coding region runs from base 16 to 1065 and encodes 349 amino acids.